Bombus huntii is the source of this 7622-nucleotide messenger RNA. RefSeq lists its product as uncharacterized. The coding region runs from base 2257 to 3282 and encodes 341 amino acids. The transcript is spliced from 3 exons. Lineage: Eukaryota; Metazoa; Arthropoda; Insecta; Hymenoptera; Apidae. Gene Ontology annotation, molecular function: RNA polymerase II transcription regulatory region sequence-specific DNA binding; protein dimerization activity; DNA-binding transcription factor activity, RNA polymerase II-specific. Gene Ontology annotation, biological process: developmental process; regulation of transcription by RNA polymerase II. The record is from RefSeq and is a predicted model, not a curated record.
GCGUAGCACGGAGGUCUGAUCAGAAACGAGAACUGCCAUUCGCCGGGAAGAGCUCUGUGAAAAAGUGACCGCUGACGAAUGCCGAGAAAUCAUCGGCCACAGUGUCAACGAAAUCUUGAUAACCCGAAGGAAUUUCGGACUGAGCUUUCGCGUGAUUGUUUCUUUCGAUCGGUUCGAUGGGAUCGAAUGGUUCAUGAUGGGCUCAUCGCGAGUGAGUUCGAACGUGAGAUCGUGUUGGUAGAAAUUCGCCAUUCAGUGUGAGUUCAAUAUUUUUACAAGUUGAAGGUUGAAUCGAUUGACGAAUUUUGUAAGUGUGAAGAAAACGGGAACGUUUGUAAAAUCCUGUCGUAAUUGUCGUUCGAGAUUAUUAAGUUGGUUUCUUUGAUUAGACCGGCAUUGGCUACGGCGCGUGCUUACAAAACCCCCCACCACCUGGUCCCUUUGCUACCCCUUUUUCUCCCAUGCGCGCUAUCGUACAUAAGUACGUCCGUGUCAUUCCGUGGCGUAGUAAAAUAUUAGACGGGAUCUAACCUCUUGUCGAAGAGGUUUCCACGCUCAUUUUGUAGUUAAACGCUAUGCAGUCCGCGACGCGGUUUUGUUUAAAACGAUGCUACUCUGAUCGGUAGCGAACGCUCGGUAACAGUUUUAUCGCCUGAAUGGAGUUAUAUUUGUGUAACGUAUGUGAAUUUCGACCACUUUCAAGAAAGCAGAAUUGCGACUGUAACGUUCGUCUUGAAAACCGUAAUCGACCAAAAGAAUUGUUAAUGUUGAAAUUACGCCAAAGAAGAAAAUUUGUAUGGUGCUCGAAAAGUAUUAACGACCUAUAUCAAAAUAUUGAUCUCAGGAUUCUUGACCAUUUGAAUUACUUAAUGGAUUUGUGCCUUAAAUUUUUAGUAGCAAGUGACCUUAGUCCUACAGAUAGAGGAACCAAAAUUGGUUACAAGUGCCUUAAUAGCCGAAAUAGAUAAAUCGAUUCGUAAUAAGUGUUGAAACACGAACAAUGGUUAUUUGUACCGUUAUAAAUCAUUAAGAUCGUUUCAAUGCUCUAUUUGAAGUUAUUAAAGUGCUUUCCUUUUAAAUAAGAGCGUUUAACUGGUGCUAUACAAUUCCUUCAGUCAUAUUGUGAUAAUACAAUUCAAAGAUCUCGAUUCUAAUUGAGACGUCACGCGACGUUUGAAUGAUAUUCUACAAUUUCAAAAGUUACUGUUUCGUAGCAAGAGAUACGCGAAUGAAGAGUUGAACGUUGACAAUUGUUUUUGAUAUUAUUAAUGUUUUUAAAAUGUAACGAAUUCAGAUUCCGAAGAAUAAUUUCCGAGGAGUCGACGACCGUCGUGGAGAAGAAUAGACGGUGACCUCAUGCUUUACUUAAGCCGUUGUGACCGACAACGAGACAAUUGGAUCUUGGUUCGGGUCAUCAGCUUCAUCAUUUGGUAGAAAAAAGGCCUAUAGCCUAUCGAAAACUUUGGCAAAAUCGCUCGUUUAGCAGAGAUCGUAACAAUAACAGCGUUUUAUUAAAUAUCUGUUUAUGCUUACCAAUUUUUCAACAAGAAAGUAUACGCUCUCGUACCUGUUAUGUUAUAAGAAUCAUAAAUAAUUUCAAUCAUUUUUUUGUAUAAAAAGGAUAUAUAAUCUGUCGUUACUCAUUGAUACAUAAAACGAAAGAAAUGUCUUAGAAAUAAAUGGUACUGUUAUUCUUGUAAAAUAAAAAGUGCAAAUUAGAAACUCUUAAAACAAAACCGAAUGAUACAUAGGAGUAUACCUUUAUGCUGGAGUGAUAUUUUUUAGUAUUAAAGAAGAUAUAAUUCUAAAAAGAAUCAUUGUCAGGCAACUUUGAUAAUCUUCAAGAUUUUAGUCGUUAAAAGAUAUUCUGAUCCAAAUUUAAGUAUCAAAUCGAAUAGUCGUCUAACCGUCUGUAUCGAUAAACAUCUUUGUCUUCGAAGGGAGAGCGUGGUUUAUUUAUAAGUCUAUCAAUUAGACUCGUCCUCGAAAGGCAUUAGAGUCGAUAAGUUACUCGUUCUCUUCGCUAUUCUCACAAUAUAAGCUCGUUCUGCAAUCGCCACGAUUCGAGCUUGUUAUUUUUAAGAAAGAGCAUUUUGUAUUAAAAUUACAUUGAACGAUUUUGCGUUCAUGCACUUGAAAAAGACUGAUGAUAACAGACUUUACCAACGAUCGUUUCGACCACGUUGUAACGUUGUAUGUAUUCGCCCAGUGAAUGAAACUUUUUGGCUUGGCUAUUAAAGCAGAAAGGUGAUCAAAAUGACGACUAUGGGAGUUACUGUAUUUUGUAAUAGGGUACAAAUAAAUGGAAAUGAUCAAGAGCAACUAAUGUUGCUAAGAACGUUGCAAGAUAACGAAAGCAACAUAAUCGGCAAUCAAACUCAUCUGAUAGUCCCCAAAAAUAAUAAUAAUACUAACGCAACCGCUUCUGCAACCGUGUUGCCGCCCUACGAUCCCUCUAGAUUGAAGAAACACGGAAAAAACGGACAGCCGCCGCCUGUUGCAGUUGCAAGAAGAAAUGCACGCGAGAGGAAUCGGGUUAAACAGGUGAACAAUGGAUUCGCAACUCUGAGACAACACAUUCCGAGUCACAUCGCUGCAGGUUAUGGCGAUAGAGGCAAGAAAUUGUCGAAAGUAGAAACCCUGCGAAUGGCCGUGGAGUACAUUAGGGGACUUCAAAGGUUGCUCGCCGAAGCUGAUGGGGUUGAAUACGAUUCGAAUGUUGGUGCUACACAGUGUAUGCCUUCGCCCACCAGCAGCGUUGUUUCAUCGAGUCACAACGGUUCUGGGGAGAGACUCGUCUUGGAAGACGAUGUCCUUGCUGCCGAAGACGAUGAUGGCGAACAGCUAGAUGAAGACGAAGAAAUUGGAAAACAGAAAACUACAUCCAAAUUGUCACCAAAUCGAACUGCAGUUACAUCGCCCCGUGAUUACUACUCAUCUUCGAUAGGGGAUGAAGAGAAUCUCGAACCAAGGACUCUAUCAAACACGCAGAAUUUUUCCCGACUCUCGCCUAAUUCGGUAGCAUCUCCACCUUCGGAAUAUUAUGGACAAAAUGAAGAGAACCUCGAGCCUCAAAUUCUAUCGCCGUAUAGUGGCGCCGGGGAUAGCGAAGAGGGUGCAGCCACCGUUUAUGCGGCAAGUCCGGAAACCUUUUCUGGAGCCCUGUAUUAUAAGCAGGAGAUCACCGAAUCCGGUGAAUUCAUGGACGUCGUAAGCUGGUGGGAACAAGAGCAGGGUAGGCUAGUACAUCAGCAACAUAAUCAACGCCUCACACACGUGUAGUAGGAAGGUCUCAUAGAAAGUCUUAGACACACAACUCGUUUGAGUGAUCUCACGAAGAGUUGCUUCGGAACCAAAUUCCAAUCGAUUUUAACGUGGCAGUAAGAAUAACGACAAAACCUGUACUUACCGCACAAAGUACUUCCACAAAGACACCACUGCCUAUGAUGUCUUUCCGCCUCGGUUUUAUCUUUUUUAUUUGAUAACACAUAUAGAAUAUGCGUGAUCCAAUUCGAUAGCAAAACGUUUCUCGCUCGAGUUCCUUAAUACAACUAUUUCAACUAUAAGCAAAGUGAUUUCUGCAUUAAUUAGAGUAAUUCCUUAAAAUCGUAAUAUGUGUGUUUGAAUUACGAGGAAAGAUUGACAAAUUUAUUAAAUUUUUAUAAAUUCAAGUAUAAGUAAAUAAGUUUUUUAACGACCAUAGUGAAUAUUUAAAUUCUUUAAAAAAUUCAGUAUAUCUAAGUACAUACCUAAAUACUGUGCAGAGGUAAGAAAUUGACUAGCAAAAGAAAUUUUUGUUACUACCAUAUUUCUAAACUGCGGAUGUUUAUGCAAAUUUGGAAUUCUUCUUCAUUUUUUUGGUAUUUUGCAUUCGUAGAUUUCUCGUAAAUAUAUAAUCAUCCCGAUUCUACAUAAUUCAAAUCAAAUAAUGUAUGACAUCGCGUGACGAAGAGGACAAGUAGGACUUUUUGAGAUCGAAUAAGAUACAAACUUCAGAGUAUUCUGUGGAUCCAAAGUAAUUACCGUUAAUACAAGGUAAAGAACAAAUCAAAAAGGUGGAACGUAAUUAUUCCUAUCUAUCUCUGUGCAGUUGAAAAUAAAAUAAUGAGAUUUUCGAAUGUACUUUAUUUUGCUUCUAUGCCAUUUCACUAACCAUCUUCUCACUUCUGCAUAGUACUUGCAUUUAUACAUUUUGUUGUCUUUCAACGUGAUUCAGAUAUAAAGAUACAGCUGAUGAAAAUUUAUAUCUUAUUUAUAAAACAACUGUACGUAUAUUACAUUUCAAAUUUUUAAAAUAUUGCAUAAGUACACGUUCUAUGGUUUGCAUAAGACAUAAUAGUUAUAUACAUAUGAUAUUUUAACGAAUUUUUAAUUAUGCUUUUCUCGUCACUCAAUACCAAUAAAUAUACGAUACCAUUUAAGAUCUCGCAAGCAAAAAAUUUAAGUAUUUGUAAACCAUAAGCAAGAAAUAACAAAGAAAUUUCUGUUUUUUCUUUCUUUUUUUGCCAUUUAAUAAGAUUUUAAGAUAUCUACGAACAAGAAAUUUUGUAGAUAUCGUGAAAUAUAAAUGGUAAUGAAUUAGUUUUAACACAUACUGUUGUCCAUGUUAUUUAUACAGGCUAAUUGUGAAAUCGUGGUACAAUGGAAAUGAAGAUGACUUCUCACGCAAAACGAUGUCAUAAAUAUAAAUUAAAAUUUUUUCAUAUAAAGUUUCAUUUUCGAGAAAAUCAAAUUUGAAUUUCGUUAAAUACGGUUCCACUUUACUGCUAGAUGCAAUCUGCUUCCUUUACUCAAUCGGACUAAUCGUCACCAAUCAUGUUUGCGUUAACAAACAAUAUCAGACAUUCAAAAAUUAAUAAACAGCAAUAUCUUUUUUACUUCAUUUACAUUUUCCAUCCUGAUAGUCAAUUUUGGCUAUAAAUAAAAAUCCUCGCUGUUCAUUAUUCUCUACGGUCCUAUUAACUUCUGACUGAUUCGAUAUUAUUCUGUAAACGGAAUAUAGUGAUAACAAGCAAAAUUGAGCGAACGAAACAAGAUGGAACAGGUGUAGGUACUUAGCGAACGUUUGAAUUGGGAAAAUGAAAAAUAUGAAAUUUUAUUUUACUUUCAAGUUAAUUCUGCGUGAGAAACCAACUUCCGGUUAUGAUUAUACUACGAUUUUACGAACAUUCUGUAUAUGCGAAACAUAUUCUUGUUAAAUAAACAUAUUUUUAGAGAAAUACUGAAACUUCAACAACAGGAUAUUAUAGUAAAUUAGAAAUACGAUUUACAAACGAGAGGCGGUACUCUUAUUACUCAUAAAAUAAAAAUUCUUAUUAAAGUUGAUUUAUUACUACCAAACUUUGACGCAAUGUUAGGCAAAGCAAUAAAUUUUCUGAAAAGGUGAUGUAGUUUCACGUCCAGGAUGUUAUGUUUGACCUCGUACUAGUAUUAUGCGAAUUAUCAUUAGACUAAAGACAAUAUAAGAAUGAAAAGCGGUACAGUAAAAUCGAAGAAUGUGUAUAUACGGAAGUGCCUUAAAUGAAAUUGAGGGGAAUUGUAUUUUUUCUACUUUAACUUUUUAACGAGUAUUUAAGAAACGUUUUAAUAUUUAUAUUUAUAACGUUGUCCACUCAUUAGGAAUUAAUUAUAAUACAUAAGGCAAUACGCUUCGAAAAAGGAAAAAAAAAGUAAUUUCGCGUGCCAAAAAUGGAAAAUGUUACUCCCACGAUAUUAUUUAAUUACUAUUAAGUCUUGGUCAGUAUCUGUUAUGUUAAGAAAAAGGAAAAUUUAAACGAAUUAUUAUACAAAUUAUACUGAUUCUUGAUCGUUCGGUAUUAGGAGUACAUAAUAUUUAUCAAUUAAAUCAAAAUUGCAUAUCUUUAUAAAACCUGACUGCCAGUUUACGAUCGGAUCCAUUGUAAUUAGCUUAUUCUUAUACAAGAAUGUUACGUGAGUUACAAAAUCAUUGGAAUAAUUACAGUAAAAGUAUUGAAUAUAUGAAAAAUUAAUCUGAAAUUUUUAUAGUUACAUAUAUUCAGAUAAUAAAGAUUAUAUUUAAAUAAAAUUUGGAAAUAUCUAUUAUAUAAAUAUAAAUAUAAAUAUAAAUAUAAAUAUAAAUAUAAAUAUAAAUAUAAAUAUACAAUGUUUAUGUAACAUUUACCAUAGAAAUUUAUUCAAUUGAUAAAUUGUUAAUAUAUUAAUUAUUAUUAAUUGAAAUUUCGUUGAUAUAAAAUUCACAUUUGAUACCAAAUAUAUUACUUUUUCAUGAUUAUCGUAGCUAGAUACAUAAAAUCAUAUAUCAAAGCUCAUGAGAGUACUUUUCUAGGAACUUUUUGUACAAAAAAUUUUGAAAUUUCAUCAAAAUUUUACUAUUAUAAUCACGGUAGUCGUAUUUUAUUAGAGUGCUAACUAAAUUUCAAAAAGUACGUAAUAUAUUCAUAAAAGAAUUCUAUGGUAAGUGUUCAAAUAUUUCCGUGAGCUGCUGUAAAACAGUAAAAGAUUUACCAAUGAAAUUUUAGGAUCCUACCAGAUCCAUUAACAUAUUUUAUUACAGGACAAUGAGAUAAUUCAAUCUUUUAUUAAAGGCUAGAACCGUAUUAUAUUCGAACAUAUAUUCGAAUGUCUUUGUAAUUCACUGUGUAUCAUAAACUUUUUUUUUGUAUACUAUAUGUAUGUAUUUCAUUGGCACAUUUUUCACUAUGAUGAAAAAUAUCGAUUUGUUGUAAAUUCUGCAUUAGCCUAAAGUACUUGUUUAUUUCUAUUAAUUUAAUUAAAUGCGAACUUAAGUUACUAACGAUGUAGCAAUUUCUCCUAACUUAAUUAUAAAACGCACAGUACGUACGUCCAAUUAUAUAGAAGGGAGGAAGUUUGCACAGAAGUCUUAAAUUAUUUUGCGUUCGUACGAUACGAUAAAAAAAUCUUUGUAAAUACAAGUGCCUUAAAUAUAACUACAGUGGUAGGAAUUUUACUGGUAAGCUGUUUUCGAUAUGACGAAAAGCUGGGAUUUUCGGUUGAGUUAGUUCCACGCAUAAAUUCAUAUAAAAAUGUAAAGAUAUUAUAAUAGAAUAAUUCUUAUACAAUAAGAUGUGACAAUACAAAAAGAUUUUUACUCUCAAUUCCAGUCAACGACUGUCCUGCGUGUAAUUUUUUCUUAUUAUUAUGAGCGAAAUAUUCUGUACUGAGUGGCGUAUUUUCACUUUAUUGCGUGUAUUAGAAAAAUUAUAAUGUAAAGUGUAUGUAUCCUUCUGAUGUUGGACCUGUAGGACAGUGGAGCAAGGAAAGAAUUUUUAAAACAGAAAAAUUCCAUAUUUUCCACACAAUAUAUACUGAAACUUGCACUUUUUCCAUUUUACUACCACUGUCACUCAGUCCGAUCUAUGUAAAUAUUCCUAGAACACAUUUGAUCACAUUUACGAUCUUGGGUGAUUGAUCAUCUGACCAUACAUGUUUCUUUCGUAGUCUAAUUUCAAGUAAUCGGUAUCUUCCUCGCAUUUUUAUCGUUCGAAACUCAGCUACUCGCUAUAAACAUUUAUAUUAAAUUCCCAGUCCUGUACCGUAAGGAUUUUUUAAUUUGUAUCUCCUGUAACAGUUUUUAUGAAAUAUUUAAAAUACAUUUUAUUAUUUAUACAAUUCGAUUGUUA